AUGCGAUGUCUUGGCAGACGCACAAUCUGGAACCUGCAAAUUCAACCUUCCGGAACGGAUCAACUACGCCCUCUCACAAUCGAAUCUUUGGCAGCCUAUGAGAUGAGCCUCUCACCCAGAUCACUCAUCGACGACGAUGAGAGUGAAGGUCUUACUGAGAGUGUACGAGCGCCGUACCCAAAGCAUAGGCACUUUGCGGCACACGAACGACUAACAAACAUGAAUUGUACGUUCCCGAAUGAGAGAACCUUUUCAACAGAGCUUGCCCCGCGACUCCGCGACGAGACUAUUGAAUUCGGGUGUGCGCUGGGCUUUGGAGUUUUUGGGACGAGCACUCACAAAGCGUCCAUGGGCCCCGACUCAUGCUCCAGGUCUUACCCUGGUUGCCCGACUUCAAGAUUGUCGGGCAACGGUCAUCAGAAAGUUGCUUUGCUCGCCAACGUUCAUCGAAUCAAGUGA
This is a messenger RNA of Colletotrichum lupini, 459 nucleotides long. RefSeq lists its product as uncharacterized. The transcript has 4 exons. NCBI's taxonomy places the organism in Eukaryota, Fungi, Ascomycota, Sordariomycetes, Glomerellales, Glomerellaceae. The record is from RefSeq and is a predicted model, not a curated record. Bases 1 to 459 code for a protein of 152 amino acids.